Messenger RNA from Poecilia latipinna (sailfin molly), 1470 nucleotides. Its product is annotated as solute carrier family 41 member 2-like. Bases 658 to 1443 code for a protein of 261 amino acids. The record is from RefSeq and is a predicted model, not a curated record. Gene Ontology annotation, molecular function: monoatomic cation transmembrane transporter activity. The transcript has 6 exons. NCBI's taxonomy places the organism in Eukaryota, Metazoa, Chordata, Actinopteri, Cyprinodontiformes, Poeciliidae. Gene Ontology annotation, cellular component: plasma membrane. Gene Ontology annotation, biological process: monoatomic cation transport.
CCCAAAGUUGAAAGUUUUUACGGUGCACAACCAGGCUCCAAGAGUUGCUCCAACAUGGUAAAUUGUUUUGUUACCUUUAAAAUUAUCUACAGCUUUUGUCUCUGACUUAUAUGCUGUAUGUUUCUUGGCCCUAAUGAUUCUUUCCCUCCAUCCAAUAUCUUGCAUGCUUAAAUGUGUUCACUAACAAAAUAUAGUUCACCUGUAGUUGUUGAAGGUUCCAUUACUAAAACGUAUAAAUGAUCAAUGUGAACCAUAAAUCUGCUUAUUUCAUACAAUUUGUAUUAUUUAUUUAGAUUUGAUGUUUUGAUGUGAGCACUUGGAUUUCUAUCGAUUUAUUGAAUGAUACUCUAUGUAGAUAUUUAUCAAACUGAAUGGUCAUUCAAGUUUUAUAUAUUUUUUUUCUUUUCUUUCAAUGUUUGUUGCACAAAUUCAAAUAUAUGCUGGCUAUCAACCGACAAUUCAGUCAGUUAAUAUCAAUUAGUCACGGCCAUCAAUCAAUCAUCCGAUUAAAAUUUGACAGAAGGUGGUAUAUAUAGUCUCUCUUACAUAUAACAGCAACAUCCAAGUUUUACUUUUUGCUAUUUUAUUCUAAUUUCUUCUUGUCUGGGAUCUUCUUUAGGCAUCGUUGUUGUGGGAGUGAUCUUUGGCUCCAAGCGGAUGGGGAUCAAUCCUGAUAAUGUGGCCACGCCCUUAGCAGCCAGUUUUGGCGAUCUUAUCACGCUUUCCUUGUUGGCGUGCUUUAGUCAGUGGUUCUACUCCUUUAUGGAGUUUUAUCCGUAUGUGUUGUACCUGGUGGAUCUUCUGUAUUUGUGUCUGAUUCCCGUCUGGAUGGUGAUCUCCUCCAAACAUCCAGCCAGUCACAUCCUCCUCCGUUCAGGCUGGGAACCAAUCAUUACAGCCAUGGUCAUCAGCAGUAUUGGAGGGCUUAUUCUGGACAAGACUGUGUCAGAUCCAAACUUGAUGGGAAUUGUAGUUUAUGCACCGGUAAUAAAUGGUGUGGGCGGGAACCUGGUGUCUGUACAAGCCAGUCGGAUUUCAACUCAUCUGCAUUUGAAUUAUUCUCCUGGAGAGCUUCCUUUGGGCUCCAGAAGCUGUUUCAACCCCUUUCAAACCUUCUUUGGCUCAGGUGCACACCACCGAUCUGCUCAGGUUCUUCUCCUUUUGGUUCUUCCUGGUCAGCUGAUUUUUGUACACAUUAUUCAUGUGAUAAAAGGAGGCCUUACGAUGCCCAGUCUUCUCUUCACUGUAUUAUUCCUGUCUGCUUCUUUGACACAAGUCUUCUUGCUGCUUAUUGUUGCUGACUGCCUGGUCCACUGUCUGUGGAGGAGGGGCAAAGACCCAGACAGUUACGCCAUACCCUACCUCACAGCCCUGGGAGAUCUUCUGGGAACUGCUCUCCUCUCUCUUGCUUUUCUCUUGCUGUGGUGCAUUGGAGACUUAUGAAGUGUAUGGAAUAUAGAUAAUAACCAA